This is a messenger RNA of Striga hermonthica, 937 nucleotides long. The record is from the annotation of a GenBank genome assembly. Lineage: Eukaryota; Viridiplantae; Streptophyta; Magnoliopsida; Lamiales; Orobanchaceae.
UGGAGCUGUCACAGGUCAAAGAUUGGCGUGGAAAAAGGUGGAAUCUCAGUUUAAAAAAAGAACUAAUUUGCCAUGGGAUAAAAAUAAAUUAAAAAACAAAGUGGAUUGGAUGAGAACUAGGUGGAGUAUGUGGAAACAAUUGAAAGGCAAGGAGACCGGAUUAGGCUGGGAUCAUAUAAAAGGAACGAUUGAUGCUACAGAUGAAUGUCUAACUAUGACCUUAUGUACUCUUCCAGAUUUGACGGCUACUUCGCCAGAAUUUUUCUUUGCUUGCACGAUGUUCGAAGAUCCACAAAAAAGAAUUAUUUUUUUUGGAUUGCCUGAUGAUAACAGUAGGGUUGAAUACGUUAAGUACAUGUAUAAGGAGCAUAAGAAAACAAAUAGCAUGGAAAGUAUUGACGUGAAAAUUAUGCAACUUCUUUUAUAUGAGCAACAAUAUCUUCAAUUCCUAGAGUACUUGAAAGAAGAAGAUGAAUUUUGGGAUAUGAUGACUUGUGCUACAGGUUAUGCAUAUUGGUAUUUUUUGAAUCAUAUAUAUAAGGAACCGUGCAUGACAUCAUUUCUAACAGGAGAAAGAUGGAUAAAUGAAUUAUUGAGCGGCCAUGAAAAACGAUGUUUUAAUGCCCUUAGAAUGAACCAGGACACAUUUCGUCAAUUAUGUUCAGAUUUAGAGAAUAGAUACGGUUUAAGAUCAUCAAGUAGGAUGUCAGUAUCAGAGAAAGUGGGGUUAUUUUUAUAUGUACUUAGUAAGGGUGCUUCUAAUAGAGAUACUCAAGAGCGCUUUCAACAUUCUGGUGAAACUGUGAGUAGAAUUUUCAAACAAGUUUUAGAUUCUAUGGAUAGCUUUUCAAGAGAUAUACUUGUACCGAAAGAUCCCGAGUUCAAGGAUAUUCCAACACAUAUUUCCAAUGAUGAGAGAUAUAUGCCACAUUUUAAG